Messenger RNA from Zootermopsis nevadensis, 3109 nucleotides. Lineage: Eukaryota; Metazoa; Arthropoda; Insecta; Blattodea; Termopsidae. The record is from RefSeq and is a predicted model, not a curated record.
GCAAGUGAAGUGGUGUACUGGCGUGUGUUAAUUAGAAAAAUACAUAGAUUUAAUAUAUUUACAAGUGACAUUUAUAAUGUAUGUCUCAAACCGAUAUUCUAGCUUUACAGCGAAAUGGUUAGAUGAAAUAUCGUUUCUCUUUAUGAGCCCUUGGCUAACAAUUUUCAGUCAUUUCGUUGCAUGUUACAUUUCAACAAUUUUCGAGAAACAGCAUCCCCAGCACAAGCUGUUCGAUUAUUUCUUUUUAGGUCCGAUGUGUGCAUUACUUCUCUUGUUAUUAUUGCCCUUUGGAGUGUUGGGAAUAGUAAUAUGGGUGAUGCUCUGUGUAACCACACGCCAAGAAAAAUAUACGUACUUAAGUGCUGAUGAAUUUUUUUCAGAAGAUGAUAUAAACUGUGAACUGCAGAAUUCGGGGACAUAUACUUUGGCAUCAGUAAAUGUUCUUUUGGCACCAGAAGUAAUAGCUAGGCUGAACAAUAAUAAGAGCUCAUAUGCUCGAACUUCAGAAAUAGCGAAAAGAAUACUGAAUCACACAGGAAAACCACUUUCUAAUUUGGUAACUGGAAAUGAAUUUGAAAUUAAGAGCAAGUAUAAUAGCAUAUUAACUGAGUUCCCAUGCCUUGAUUUUCUCUGUUUGCAAGAAGUUUGGGAACGUCCAUAUGCACUGAUUUUAAUUGAAUAUUUGAAGAAAGAAUUCUCAUACUUUCUUUAUGACAUUGGGGAUUACUGUUUCAGCAAAAACUUUUGCAUGCUUGGAAGUGGGUUAUUUUUUGCAAGUAAGAAACCUAUUCUUGAUGCUGAUUUUAAUAUCUUCACACUUCGAACUAAGCAUGCAAGAUGUACAUCUCAAGGAGUACUCUGUGUAAAGGUGUUGUUAAAUUAUGAUGAAUGUGGUGACCGUCAUGUUGGUUAUAUUGCUAAUAUGCAUACACAAGCUUUCCAAGGGUCUGAAGCUGUGCUGUUGUCACAGCUUACAGAUGCCUUAAUAUUUAUAACUUUGUUCAAGGAGCAAACUACACAGCCCAAAGACAUAAUUGACUUUGAUAUUGUUUGUGGUGAUUUCAAUGCUGAUAAUAUGUCUCCAGCUGAUAAGGAUGUGCAGCAGCAUUUACUCUUUGAAGAAUAUCAGGAUGUCUGUGUUGCAAAAGCAGGACAGGAUAUGGAUUGGGCAGUUGGCACUGAAUUGCGGCAGUGCAUGUUACAUCACCUAGAUAUCAUGGAUCCAGAUAAUUUCAGAAAAAUAUUAGUGGAUGAUUCAUUACGGAGAUUGUAUGUCUUGGAUGCAGAUGUUCUGGUGCAUUCUACACAUCUUAUGACAUCAAUUGUUCAACCAGGUCCAGAAGGUUUUGUUGAACCUCUACCUCAUGGUGGAAGAAGAAGAGUGGAUAGGAUUCUUUAUAAAGGUUCCACAGAAAUUUAUAAAAUAAAGUCUUUGCUGUGUGUGACAACAGGUGCAUUUGGUGCCUUCUCUGCUAUAAGCAUCUACAAAGGAAAUGAGAUAUUUUUUGACAACAUUUUGAUGCCACUUGUGCAUACAUUAAAUCCAGAGACUUCCCAUAAGGUUGCUAUUAUAACUUCAAAAUAUGGCUUUUUUCCAAGAAGCUGCUAUGAAGAUCCACUGACAUUGAAAACUCAGGUGUGGCAGAUGAACUUUGAUAAUCCUGUAGGAAUUGCUGCUGGAUUUGACAAGCAGGGAGAAGUAAUUGAACCACUUCACAAGAUUGGGUUUGGUUUUGUAGAAAUUGGUUCAGUCACUCCAGUUCCACAGCCAGGAAAUGAACAACCUCGGGUGUUUCGCCUUCAAAAAGAUGGAGCAGUAAUCAACAGGUAUGGUUUCAACAGUGAUGGCCAUGAAGCUGUAUGCUCUCGACUUAAGCUUCUGAAGUCCAAGACAUCUUUUGUGGGUAUUGUUGGAGUUAAUUUAGGACAAAAUAAACAUUCUGAAGAUCCUGUCAAAGAUUAUAUUGAUGGCAUAAAGAAGUUUGGGGAUGUUGCUGACUACCUAGUGAUAAACAUAUCUAGUCCAAAUACCCCAGGAUUACGAUCUUGGCAAAAGAAGCAGCAUCUUGAAAAAUUGUUGACAAAAUUAGUAGCUGCACGUAAUGGAUUGAAGAGUUCAAAAAAACCUCCUUUAUUAUUAAAACUAGCACCUGAUCUUACACAGGAGGAAAGGAAAGACAUUGCUGAUGUACUAAAGAACAAAAAGUGUUGUAUAGAUGGACUAGUCAUCUCCAACACAACAAUUAAACGGAUGCCAAGCCUUUCUGACAGGCAGGCAACUGAGAAAGGGGGUCUCAGUGGGAGACCACUUGCAGAUUUGUCUACAGCAUUGAUAGCAGAAAUGUACAGACUAACAGAAGGUAAGCUUCCCAUUAUUGGUGUGGGUGGCAUAUUUUCUGGAAAAGAUGCUUAUGAUAAAAUUAAGGCUGGAGCAAGUCUUGUACAGUUGUAUACAUCCUUCAUAUAUCAUGGACCACCAAGAGUGUCUCGAGUAAAGCAGGAGUUGGAUGAGCUUAUUCGUUCUGAUGGAUGGAGUUCUGUUGCUGAAGCUGUUGGAAAAGGACAUUCAUCCCAGAAAUAAACAUUUUAUCAAGGGAUUAACUGAUUUAUUUGUAAAUUUGUGUGUUGUUUUAAUGUAAUUAUUGGCUACUACCAUUUUACUUUAAAGUACAUUGUUUUCAGAAUGUAGUUGUGAGUACAGUCUAUAAUCCACAUUAACAUGACCAUAUGUUACAUUUUUAAUUUCAUUGUCAUAUUUUACUUCACAGGUUUUGUUAUCCUUGCAUAUUCAUCAAUUUAGGACAAAAUUGUCGUAGUAUAUUUGCUGCCAGAUAUGUGAUAAUACAGUAAUACAGUUGAGCUUGGUGUCAUCUCUGACUAAUUGUUGCUCUUUCUGAUAAGUGGCUAUAAAAUCUAGUGAAAUUUUCAGAGAUUAUAAAGGAAGAACUGAUAAUUUCUAUAUCCAUCUUCAUUUAAAUGUGAUUAGAACUUCAUUUUCAAUAUAAAUAAAUAUGCAUGCAUAGCAGAUCUAUGUCUAGAAGAUAGCAGUAAGAAAUUAAAAUUUUAUACAGUAUUUUCAAAUAAGAUUAAUAUAGUGAUGAACAUAUGA